This is a messenger RNA of Schistosoma margrebowiei, 741 nucleotides long. Lineage: Eukaryota; Metazoa; Platyhelminthes; Trematoda; Strigeidida; Schistosomatidae. The record is from the annotation of a GenBank genome assembly.
AUGAAUACUAAAAAGGAGGAAAACAGGUCAGAAGAAACAACAAUAUUUAUUGCAGUUUAUAAAUGUUGGUAUACUGUAUCACAUGAAGGUAAUCGAUAUGGUGUAACGUUUCAUAGUCGAAUAUUUGCUAAUGAAUUUAUGAAAUGUUUAGAAGCUGAAUAUGGUCGAUGGAAUACAGCUAAUAUAUUAAAAAUACAAAGAGAUGGACAAAAUUUUGUUAUUUUAAAUAUAUUUUUUCAUGAUCUUUUUACACCAUGGUUUUAUACACAAGGACCUAUUAAAAAUGAUGAAGAAUGGAUUCGAACAGAUUUUAAAAAUAUUUGUCAUACAGUACAAGCUCGAUUGGCUGUGAACCCUCGAUUCAAAUGGAAUAAAUUUUCAAAAAAUUCAACAAAUAAAACAUUAAAACAAACAAAUCAAUCAUCAAUUAACACAAAUAUAUCAAAUUUAGACAAGAAAAACAGUGAUCGUUUAUCAAAUCCUAAUACUGUUACAACACCAUGGACACCAUGGACUAAAGUAGCUUAUAUUCCAUCAUUAACUGAAACAUCGGUUAAAAAGAAUUUGACACGUAAUUCAAAUAAAAGUAAAUAUAAAAUAAAAAAUGAAAAUAAAACUAAUCAACUGGUCAAUGUAAUCAUAUUAGAAGAUAUUAUUGAAUGUAAUGGUUUAGAUAAAGGUGUGCAAACGCAUCAAAAACGAUUACAAACACAUAAAACAACAAUUGAUCCAGUUGUAUAG